AUGGUUACUGUGGAUCAAUCUUAUUUAAUUGACUUUGUGUCAAAUCAUAUACUGAAUAAGAAUACACAACAAAUCGAACAAUUGAGUGCUGAUUAUUGUAUUGUGAUUGAUAUUUCGAAUUUUGAGUCAAUUGAUAUAAUAAGUAAAAAUUUGUUGGUCUUACUGUCAACUUUAAAACAGCAAAAUUUAAUCAAUACUAGUGAUGCUGCUGCUAAUCAAUUGUAUGAAAAUGUCUUAAUUAGACUGAAUGGAAAUUUUUUGUACGUAUUUAUAAAAACUGAUAUUUCGCAGUCAACGACUAUCGAUUGUACAGGUUUGAAUUUUAUUAAAUUCAUUGUGCCAUUGAAUUUGAUUUAUAAUAAAAAGUUGAUAGAUCAUUCAAUUUCUACAAAAAUUGUUAAAGAUUUCAAUCAUGUAUUACCAAACGAUAAUGACUUAAUUGAGGUUUUAAAUUUAAAUGGUAAUCAAGAUUUAUUCAUUUAUUUUAUUUUCUUCAAAAAAUAUAUCAAAUCAUUAUUUAAAAUCUCGAUUUUAGGUUUAAUUUUAAGAGUGAUCUCAUUCCCAUAUGAAUUUAAUUUAAUUUAUUCGGUUCUACUAUCUUUGAAUUCCUUCUAUUUUAUUAUUUCAUGGAUUUAUCAAGAUAAAAGUUAUUAUAUUAAUAAGUCAAACUUAGUCGAGAAUUUAAUUCAGUUUAAUCCAGUUUCAAAUAAAAAUUAUAAACUAUCAAAAAGUAUUAUUGCUAAAAAAAUUGUUUUUUUACCAAUAAUUCUGUUUUUUGUUAGUUUAUUAUUAACUGCUCAAUUAUUCUGCUUUUCGUUGGAGAUUAUUUUGACGCAAUUAUAUCCAUCUUCUGGUUUAUUGAAAAUAAUUUUAUCAUUAAUGCCAACUAUCUUACUAGCAACAUUUGUUCCAAUUUUAAAUUUAUUGUAUAAUAAAUAUAUUGUGAAUCCAUAUGUUAAUUGGGAAAAUUAUUCAAAUAAUAUUGUGGAAAUAAAUAAAUCGAAAUUAGAAAAAAAUAUUUUGUUCACCUUCUGUACAAAUUAUAUUCCAUUGUUAAUCACUCUAUUUAUCUAUACACCAUGUGGACAUUUAAUUAAUUUUGGUGUUAAGGAUGCUAUCGGAAAAUAUUUAACUGUUAUUGAUAAUACUUUCGUUAUUGAUAAUACAAGAUAUAAAACACAAUUGUUUUUCUUUAUUGUAACAAAUCAAAUUAUUAUUAUUUUAACUGAAAAUUUAUUACCAAUUAUUAUUAAUAAAAUAAAGAUAAAGUUGGCAAAGAAGAAAGGCACCGAUGAUAAACAAAAGGAAAAGGAGAAUGAAAAAAUUCAAAAACAACAAAGUAUUGAUAUUAUUAAACAAUAUUAUCCAGAUGAUUAUAGAGUUUGGAAUACUAUUGAUAAAUAUCAAAACUCUUUGAAUGUUUGGGGAGAUUUUGAUUUAGAUGACAAUUAUAAAAAAAUCGUUUCCCAAUUCGGUUAUAUUGCAAUGUUCUCUAGUAUAUGGCCAUUAGCUCCAUUUAUCUCGAUUAUUUUUAAUGUUAUUGUUUUCAGAUUAGAUAUCUUAAGAGCUUACAAAAAUUGUAAACCAAUGGCAUCAAAAAUUUCCACUGUUAACUCAUCAAUCUGUCAAAAAUCAACUGAAUGUAAGAAAAAUAUAUGGGAUUUAAUUACCAUCUUUUUAGCCAUUUUUGGUUCAAUUGUCACAAUGACUACAACUUAUAUGUAUAGAUUUUCAAAAUUAUUACACCCAUAUGUUGCUGAUACGGAAGUCACAUCGAAAUCCAAAAGAUUGGACACAUUAAUUACUAGUCCAAUAGAUCAUUCGGCAUUUAAGAUUUUUGUUAUGGCAGUUAUUUUCGAACAUUUAGUGGUACUGGUUUAUUAUGUAAUGGUUAAAGUUGUGACAGCUAACAAAUGUGACCUACAUUCUCACCAAAAUAGUAAUCUAUUUGCCUCUGUUAAAAGGGUGAAUAAUAAGAACAAGAACAAUUCUCAUACUACUUCAAAUAAUCAAAACCCAACUACUGAACAACAUACAACCGACGCAUUUGUAACGAAAGUUUCAAGUAUUGUGGAUGAUUUCAGUGAUGGCAAAUAUGCUGCUCAAAAAGAUUCCGCAAAUGAUCAAUUAGAUGCUAAUAAAUCUGUUCCGCAAGAUGCUAUUAGAUCAAAAAUGGAAUCAAAGACUCCCGUCACUAAUAGUGGAAUUGAAAAUAAAAUUAAAAAGAAAAAUUCGUUAAUUUCAAUGAAAUCUGUUAAGGAUGCUACCGGCACAAGAUUAGUUAUGAGGGAUUUGGUUGAUGAUAGUUCUUCGAGUAUUGCCGGUGCCACUCUACCAUUGAAUAUUCCAACGUCAAAAAAUUUCAACGUAAGAUACGACUCUGAUGGUAACUUGGUAGAAUCCGUGGCAAGAUUACAAGCAAAUUCUAAAGAAAACUCAACUAAUAUUGUUCCAACGAACUUAAAAGAAGCGAAUGAGAAAAGUAAUACUUUAGAAGAAACUGUUCCAAAAACGUUGGAUCCUUUAGCAAGCAAAGAUGGCAACAUCAAACAAACAUUAGAAGCCACUCGAAAUAAAGAAGGAGCAAAUCAUACCUCUAACUCUAUCCCAGCUGUGCAUACUAAAGCAGAAAGUAAGCAUAAAAGUCACAGCACACAUACCCCAGGAAAAAGUCUAACUUCAAAACAACCAGUUAGUAACUCUGCUUUGAACGAUAAUCAUUCACAAGCUUCAAAAGAUAUUUCAAGUAAAAAUGAAGCAAGUUCAAUAAUUAAUAAUAGUCAUACCCCAUCAAAACCUCGCCAUGCAGCAGGUAAGGACGCUUCUUCGAUAUCUCGAUCAGAAACAUCUUCAAAGAAAAAGAAAGGUUUAUUUAACAAAUUGAAGGUUAAAUUAUAA
Tetrapisispora phaffii CBS 4417 is the source of this 2898-nucleotide messenger RNA. RefSeq names its product Ist2p (gene IST2). The transcript has a single exon. The record is from RefSeq and is a predicted model, not a curated record. Gene Ontology annotation, molecular function: chloride channel activity. Gene Ontology annotation, biological process: chloride transmembrane transport. Gene Ontology annotation, cellular component: cortical endoplasmic reticulum. The coding region runs from base 1 to 2898 and encodes 965 amino acids. NCBI's taxonomy places the organism in Eukaryota, Fungi, Ascomycota, Saccharomycetes, Saccharomycetales, Saccharomycetaceae.